CUUGGGCGGCGAGGCAAACCAUGGCGUGGCGCUGCCUGCGGGCGGCGACGGGGAAGAGGAGGGGGUGGUGGGACACAGCGCCGUCGGGGACGCCGUUGUUCGCGGCGGAGCAGCGCGCGACGCUGGUGAACGUGAAGCUGAAGUGGGUCAAGGACCGGGCGGUCGACGCCGCGGUGUCGCGGGAGCGCCACCUCCGCACCGCCCACCACCUGCUCGACCUCGUGUCCUCCCGGCCCGGCCACCGCGUCUCGCGCUCGGACCUCCUCGCCGAGAGGUCCGUUCAGAGGCUUUGUGGCUCCGCAUACUCCGCGUUGGAGUUCCUCGGCAGGUUCCAUACCCUGUUCGCGGUGUCGCGCGGCGGCGUGUCGCUGACGGGCGCGGCGCUCGACCUGCGGCAGCGAGAGGUGGACUGCCUCUGCGCCACCGAGCACGACCUCGUCGCCCGCCUCCGGCGCCUCCUCAUGCUCACCCUUCCCCGCUCGCUCCCGCUCCACACCAUCGACCUCCUCCGUUGGGACCUUGGCCUGCCCAGCGAUUACCAGGCCGCCAUCCUCCGCCGCUACCCCGAGCACUUCGCCCUUGAGCAGCCCGAGGGCGACGAGCGCGUCUGGCUACGCCUCCUCUCCUGGGACGAUCUUCUCGCCGUCUCAGAGCUUGAGAAGAGUGCUGACGGCGGCGACACCACCUGCCUCCCCUUCCCAGUGAGCUUCACAAGGGGAUUUGGCCUGAGAAGCAAGUGCAUGGACUGGCUGCGGGAGUGGCAGGCGCUGCCGUACACCAGCCCGUAUGCCGAUGCUUCGCACCUCGACCGCCGCACUGACGUGUCGGAGAAGCGGAAUGUGGGAGUGUUCCAUGAGCUGCUGCACCUCACUGUGGCAAAGAGGACGGAGCGCCAGAAUGUGAGCAAUAUGAGGAAGCUGCUCGGCAUGCCACAGAAGUUCACCAAGGUGUUCGAGCGCCACCCUGGCAUUUUUUACCUCUCCAGAGUGCUUGGGACACAGACGGUUGUUCUCAGGGAAGCUUAUGGUGGUGGAAGCCAGCUGCUUGAGAAGCAUGCACAUCCACUUGUUGCUAUCAGGGAAGAGUACUCCACCAUGUUGAGAGCAGCAUUGCCACCAAGGACAAGGCGUAGAGAAAGGCAUGGUGCUAGCAGCAAGGAGGAUGAGGGAUGUGCGGUGGGAGAUGAUGAAUUCGAACUCUCCGAGUGAUUGUGCUGUAACUGCAUUCGAUCUCAAGAGCGCUCAAAUGAAGCAAAGAGUGAGAUGAAUGAAAUGAUAGAUGAUUGAAUCAAGUUGGACAAUCACUGAAACUCAUGCAACGGAUGCUAUGCAAUGAUACAACAGCCAGCAGGCUGCAUGAGUUAAAAAAGUUAUCCCCUGGCCACGUGGCACUUCUUGUAAAAGUCUGAGGCAGUGAAGAAGUUUUUCUAUCCUCAGUUACUGAUAAUAAUGAUAAUCUCUUAUGAUUACUUUCAAAGACCAGUUGGUGACUGUUUGGACAAUGAUUGAUGUUUGUAUUAUUCAGUCUGUCCUCAUGAAUGGAUUACAUCAACCAAUCAGCCACUUUCAGAAUCCAAAGCAUGUAGUUGAGAGCUAUAGGGCUUUGGCAGCAUCAGUGCAAGCACUAUUUACUGGGCACCUUCUAUAGAUUAGUUCCAAUAUCACUAUCUCCUGAGAUGUUCUGUUAAUGACUCAGUGCCAUAUGUGCUGAUGAACUACGUCUGAAGGAAGGAGUCUUCUUUUUUCUGAGUGCUUGGUGCUAAUAGGUGACCUCAGUGUUUGCACCUGCUGAUUGUCUUAACAGUGAAAAAAUGGUACAGAAGUUUCACUAACUAAGCAUGAAAUUUUGGCAACCUUUGUUCAUGCAACAAUAGCCUGGCAUACCUGGAUAUAGAGAAACGGUACUCCCUCCGUUCCAAAUUAUAGGUUGUUUUGGCUUUUUAGAUUCAUAGACUUUGUUAUGCACUUAGAUAUACCCUUAUGUCUAGAUGCAUAAUAAUAUCUAUGCAUUUAGAAAAGCCAAAAUGACCUAUAAUUUGGAACGGAAUGGGGGAGUAUCAUUUUUCAGAAUCAGAGGCCAAGUUUUGUGGCUUGGAGAGAAGGUUUCACAGGUGAGGUAUAUAUCCAGCUCAACAGAAUCAGAGAAGCAAUACUUGUUAUAGCUUGGCUAAUUUCACUUUCCUAAUCAUUGUCAAGGGGCUCUCUUGUGCCCUUAGUUUUUGCCCUUCAUUUGUAUGAACAACACUGUAUUUCCUUCAAAAAGUUUGUGGCAACCAGAUACUUGAAUGUUUUUUCUUUUUAUUAUGAGAGCUUAUGUAGGAUAAGAAUCAGAAGAUUCCUUACAGGACUGCAAUUGAUAGAAUUUUAUUGUUGUAAUUUUUUCUAUUCCAAGUGACACCCACAAGAUAAGAAUGGAAAACAAUUUGUUCAUAUC
Molecule: messenger RNA, 2433 nt
Organism: Setaria italica (foxtail millet)
Lineage: Eukaryota; Viridiplantae; Streptophyta; Magnoliopsida; Poales; Poaceae
Product: protein ROOT PRIMORDIUM DEFECTIVE 1
Exons: 2
Coding region: 21-1208 (395 amino acids)
Molecular function (GO): RNA binding
Source: RefSeq, a predicted model, not a curated record